UUUCCCAUGUUCCUCACGGGACCACGCUGGAGCGUCAUUCAUGUCAUCUUAUCACGCAAGGGAAAAGUCGUCUGCGCAUUCACAUGUCAACUCGGCCAAAAUACUCGGAACGCCCUUCAGAUUUGCGACUAUUCAACUGAAAACAAGACCACAAGAUGAAAAAAGCAAACUCUGUCGUCGCUCUUCGAUCGCUGGCUGAUGUUUUUUCUUUUGUUGCUUCGCUCGAAAAACUCACCCCGGGGAAAAAUUAUUGGCGGCAAGGGAAAAGAAAAAAAAAAAGGACACCAGAUAUUUACUUUAACGUUGUAAUUCCCCCCGGAUUGUCAGAUGGGUCAGCACUGCUACAUUUUUCAACUCUUCCGGAACUUGGUCGUUUUCUCGUCACUACCUAGUCAGCUGUUCGCCUUAUUUGCGUCUCUUGUUGCGUCUUCUUCAACUCCUUCUACAC
Molecule: messenger RNA, 448 nt
Organism: Aspergillus steynii IBT 23096
Lineage: Eukaryota; Fungi; Ascomycota; Eurotiomycetes; Eurotiales; Aspergillaceae
Exons: 2
Coding region: 156-392 (78 amino acids)
Source: RefSeq, a predicted model, not a curated record